AUGGCUCCAUCCGUUAUAGGCACAGGCCGUUACAGUCACUUCCAGGCAGCAGGUUCCGCGGCAGCAGGAGAGGGAUUAGAUAUCACCAACGGUGGCGCAGGCGUUACAUCUCACUCGAGCGUUACAUCUAUCUUACUAGACUCGCCCCCACCGCACGCCCAAUGGCACGUCGCCAGCUGUCAGUCCCCCCCCGUGUGCCCUCGCAUGGCCCCCUUCCUCGGCCCCCCAGGCUUGGAGCCGUUAGGACUGGGGGGAGAUGGUGGGGAAGGUCGGGGGGAAGAUCCGGGGGAAGGGGACGGGGCGGAUGGGGAGGAUGGGGGAGCGGAGGAGGGGCGGCUGGGGGAAGGCAGCACCAGCGGCGACAGGGGGAGUGAGGGGAAGGGCAGGGGAGGGGGCGUGUGGGUGUGUGAGAACCCCCAGUACGUGGAUCUGGGGGGGGUGGCCGGGGGAAGCGGGGGAAGCAGCGGGGGGAAGGGGGGAAGCGGGGGAGUGCAGUGGGCGGAGUGGGCGGGGAGGGUGCAUGAGCUGGGGAAUGUGUUUGUGAGCAGUGAGGGGUGGGUGUUCAAUGCAACCCAUGUGUUUCAUGCCAAUGGCUGCCACGGGCUCACCCAGUUCUUCUACCCUUUUGGCACCCGGGUAACCAUCCACGAUACCCUCGUCAAUCUCCUCGUCCCAAGAGGCCACGUGGCAGCUGCUGACGUGGCAGGCAGCAGAGGAAGAAGCGGAGCGACGGUGUUACAGCUGGCACCGCUGCUGCUGCAAGUGGCACCAUUCUUAAGAGAGAAUCCGGAUUUGCCUCUGCUGCUGGGUCAACCACGGCUUCCCCGCAUGCUUGCCGCCGCAUCUCUCAAGGCCACCAUUGUCGCGCCUCCUGCUGCUGACGAGCUCUACUUUGUCAGACGCCUCAUUCAGCCCACCCAGCAGCACUGCGGCCGUCUGAGCCCCUCGGUGUGGAUCCACCUCCGCUCCUCCUUCCUCCUCCACCCCUCCUCUAACCACCUACCCCUGCUGCAACCUGAUUGGUCUCUGCGGCCGGCAGCGGGUGGCACAGACCAGGAAAAAAGCAGCCACCUGGACAGUAGUGAAAGGGAGGAUGACAGUAGUGGUAUUGGAGAGGAGAGCGGGGGGAGGAAUAGGGAUGACAGAGAGGGAGAGGGAGAGGAAGGGGGAGAGGGGAGUGUGAACGGUGUGAGGGAGCAGGGGAAGGUCGUGGUGGUGACGAUGCCACGUGGCGUCCAGAUGGCGGAAUUUGAUUGGCUCGUGGGGCUGCUGAGGCAGCAGUUUGGGGAGAGCAACGUCACUGUGGUGCAGAGGCUCGGAUGGAAACAAGCACGCACACUCCUCCCCUGCACCUCCCUCCUCGUCUCCCUCCCCCUACCCUCUCUCCUCCCCCUCCUCAUAUACUCUCGCCUCAACUCCUCCCUCCUCCUCCUCCAACCCCCCACUGGCCUCUCACUCCCUCACUCUCUCCCCUCAUCCUCCUCCUCCUCCUCCUCCUCCCUCACUCACUCAAAGGAUGAUUCCUUACCCUCCCAGCCCCUUCUCUCCAACCCCUCGCCGGACCCGUUCCUUUCGUCAUCUUCCAUCAUCCAAUCCAUGAGUGCCACGUGUCAUCUGCACGUCGUCUCUGUACCGUCCGAGCGGCUGAAUUUCAAGCCUCUGCCGAAGCUGUGGCUCGUCACCGAGCCUGAGGUUCGGGAGGAUGGGAAAAUGGAUAUAGGAGAUUCCCAAGGAGGAGGUUCGGCAGUAGGUGCGGAGGGUGGAGGUUUGGAGAUGGAUGCUACUGUUACAGAUGCAGAUGAGAGGAGGGAAAAUGGUGAUGAGCGUAAUAAUGAUGAUGCUGAUUGGGGUGAGGAAGCCGCGGAAGAAGGGGAAGGAGAGAGCAAGGCUAAGCAGGGAGCAGGGAAGCGUGAAGAAGAGGAGGUGGAGAGAGGAGAGGAAGUUGAAAGAAGGCGUGAGCAAGAGGAGGAUGUGAGAGGGAUCCGGAUUACCUGGAGCAGGGAGGACCUGGGGGAGGCUGUAUCUGAGGCGUGUCUUCACCUGGCCUUGGAUUGCCUUAGGCUGGGAAGCAGAGGAGCGGCAACAGCAGAGGAGCGAGUGAGUGAAGCAGAACGGAAGAAACGGGAGAGGCUGGACAAGAAAUUGCGGAGACGGGAAGCCGAGGCCUGGAAGGUUCCUGGAAGCUGGCUGCGGCGCCGACGCGACGUCAGGGUGUUUGAGCGGUGGCUAGAGUGCAUCAGCCGCGAGGGAAAUUGGGUGUAUAACCCGACCCCGAGGGUUUUACCCUGGGAAUAUCCCGGGUUCAUGAACUUAUGCGAUCACAGGCAAGCGGAUGAAGGAGUGGGGGUGUCUGGGAUAAAAGCGGAUGAGGUUGUAAGGAGGGGCGGGAGCGAGGAGGAGUGGACAGUAAGAGAAUCGCUCAAGUACGAGUGGAGAACGCCACCUGGCAAGUGCCCAUUGGGCGGUUUGAAGCCGUUUGACGGAGCGGCGUUUUGCAAGCGGGCAAGGGAGGAGAGAGGGACGUUCACCAUCGUGUUUCUCGGCGACUCGCUGACCUUCCAGAUGGCUGGGAGCUUCUUGAACGGGCUGCUUCGGCACGUUGCCAAGCCUGCGUCCUGGGCUGUGGACGAAUCCGAACCCAAGCAGUGCGUUGAUUGGCUGCUUGGGAGAGGAGGAGGAGGGGGAGGAGCUGGAGCAGGAGCAGGAGUGAGUGAGGAUGGUUCCAAGAAGUUGCGCCGUGCUGCUCGCUGGAGGAAUUUAAGAAGUAGGGACGGUAAUACUAGUGCUGCUACAGGAGUUGGUACUGUGGGAGAAGAGGAAGGAGAGGAGGAAGAGGAGGAGGAUGACGAGGAUGGGGGUAUCGCUCCAGUGGUGGUGACACCACAUCCGUUCUGCAAGGUCUACGUGUUUCACGAGAAUGUGUGUCCGGGGGUAAAAAUACAUGUGAUUCGCAACGACCACCUUUAUAUUCAGGACCCUGAUUUAACCAGCCCCGCUGACGGCAGCAGCACCACCAGCAGCAGCAUCGGGAGUGCGACAAGUGGCAGCGUGCCAUUUGAUCACAUGCCAUGGCACUUGUACGACGGGUUGAUGAGCGCUGAUGUGGUGAUAAUUAAUCGUGGCGCUCAUUAUGUCGGCGGGAGGGAUUUCGGUGCAGGGUGCCAUGAGGCUGCUUCGCAGGAAGCUUCCUCGUGCGCUGAUCGUCUGUAG
Molecule: messenger RNA, 3210 nt
Organism: Closterium sp. Naga37s-1
Lineage: Eukaryota; Viridiplantae; Streptophyta; Zygnematophyceae; Desmidiales; Closteriaceae
Source: the annotation of a GenBank genome assembly